UUAAUGUAACGUUCAAAUUUUUUUUCGCCUUUUCGGAUAUUUAGGGUUUUACGUUUUCUGAAAUGUUAUUUGUUUUUCUCUGAAGGCGGAGGAAGGUUUCGGCGGUGCAGAAAUUUAAAUUAGCUUAAUGGUAGCGUACAGAAAGUUGGUUCGUUACAGCACAGUGGGUGCAGGAGCAGCGGCCAUUACGCUUGUCUUCUCGCAAACCAAGUAUCCGCAAGAUGUUUUAGGCAAUUCCAAUGUGGGUCGAAUUUUAAAUGCCCCACUCGAAGCUUCCCUCACUGCUUGUCAAGGAGUUGUUCGCUCGUCUCGUGCAGUAUAUACAUUCACUGUAAAUACUCUUGAUUACAAGUAUUCGUUGCGAGGUUAUGACCAUAAAUCAGAGGAUUACUAUAGAGUCCGAUCUCAGGUUCAUCUUCGUGCAGCUAAGAGAAUUUUAAAGCUAUGCGAGUCAAAUAAAGGUUUCUACCUCAAAGCUGGCCAGUUUGUUGCAUCCAUGCAACAUGUGCCCAAAGAAUAUACUUCAACACUUUCAACAUUACAGGACCAGGCAAUACCCUAUCAAAUAGAGGCCAUAAAGCAUGUAUUUGUUGAUAAUUUUGGCAAAGAUCUCUCUGAAAUAUUUGUUACAUUUGAUGAACAGCCAAUAGCUGCAGCCUCAAUUGCUCAAGUGCAUCAUGCAACAUUGGCUGAUGGUCAGGAAGUAGCAGUUAAGGUAGGCCACUGUUUUAAGCAAAUAGGGGGCAAGACAAAAGAGGAGGAUGGAGGUAUGCGUCCUUGGUCUAAUGAGAAACCUAAUUUCAAAACUUAUCACUUGUAUUAUGCAAAUAAACUCGUGGAAAAUACUUCAAAUUUCAAACAUUAUAGGUGUUGAAUGUUGAGGGUGUCAUAAUGAUUUGCAAAUCAGAACAUAAUAUUUUAACAAAAAUAAGCAAUCAAGCACAACAUGACAAACCACCAAGAGUAGAGGCAAAACAAGUUUAUGAGUCGAAAACCCUAAAAGGGUGAACAAACACUCUGAAAAUAAGUUUCAUUAAGCCUCACUAGUUACAAAUUGUAUGCCUCACUAGUUACAAAUUGUAUGCCUCACUGGCAGACCACCAUGCUUCACUGGCAAAACACCAUGCGUCACUGGCAACUCAAUAUGCCUCUUUGGCUAAACAACAUCACUUCAGAAGAAAGUAGCAAAACUCAGAGGGUUACUUUGUUUCCAUAAAAUUCACUGCUCUAUCUCCGUACCGACAAAACAACAAACACCAUGAACAAAUAGUCAUUGAACAGUGAACAAUGAAAAUUUCGCAUCAACCUCUACACAAUUCUUGACUGUUAUCCUUCUUUGAAUGCAUAUUCAGAAUACUAUCUCUGUCACCUCAUUCACACAGUUAUUAGUGAAAAGGGAAGACACUGCGAUGCAGAGUCACUACACAACACCUUUAUAAUCUGUUAUUUAAACCUGCUUCUUUGUGCUACUUUGGCAAAAAUGGUGUCAAGGUUUUCAACCAAUUCUCACACAGAGCCCUUACUUUCUAUCACACUUCCAUCUCUUGUGAACAUGUUCAUGCCACACCAAUCUAUGCAGAAAACACACACAACUCAUGGAUGUGAUGGAAAACAAUGGAAAACAAAGGCAUCGGAGAAUUCUUUGAUGCUCUGUUACUCACGUCUCCUUUUCCCUAUGUAUCUGUAUUGUUCCCUAGUCCCAUUGUAUGUGAUUUGGGUUUGAUGUCUUUAAAUUCGAUUGGCAAGGACUAAAUCUUAUACUCUAAAAGAUUUUGGAUAGUAACAAUAUGCUUAUUGCAAAUGUCAACUCAUUAUUAAUGCAAUGGCAACAGUUGUUUGCAAUGAUUAUCCGAAUAGCCAAUCGCCUGGAACAAUAAGAUCAAUUACUGUCCUGAUAAUAUGGGUUAUUCUUUGAUAUAUUCUUUAAGAUCAUGUGACUACUUUGUAUAGGUCUGCUUACUAAAAGCUUUGGAACCUCUUUGCUUUAUCUGCUUUAAGUCUUUAUAGAUGUGCAGCCGGCCAUGGAGCUCUUCUUGAUUUGCAUAUAAGAAAUGUAUGCUUUUAUAUUUUGAUGUUUGCUAUUCAAUUGAUCUUUUCAGAAUUUAAAGUUAUAUAAAAUAUCAAAUCUUCAUGAUCUAAAGCAACAAUUAGUCUAUUUCAUGAAUUUUUUUUUCUUUGUGGAUUUGCGAUGCUAAAUGAAUGAGUGGAAGGAAGGAUUCCUUA
Messenger RNA from Cryptomeria japonica (Japanese cedar), 2223 nucleotides. RefSeq lists its product as uncharacterized. The record is from RefSeq and is a predicted model, not a curated record. NCBI's taxonomy places the organism in Eukaryota, Viridiplantae, Streptophyta, Pinopsida, Cupressales, Cupressaceae. Bases 128 to 874 code for a protein of 248 amino acids. The transcript has 6 exons.